UCCUCUCGCCGUGUUCCCGCGCCGUUCCGGUCUUCAGGGCGGACUGUGAGAGGAGAGGAGUUCGUCACGCUGCCCCGCCUACAUCCUGACAGCCAAUGUUUGCCACGCUCCGCGGGCCGGAUUAAGAGAGUCCUGACUUUUGGGGCGGCCGCCCGAGAGGAGGGAGGGGAGCGGGCGCCCGGCACACAGAAGAGCCGCAUUGAAGUGUGUAAAGAGCCGCGGCUUGCCGACCACUGACCUAGGCCAUGGUUUAGCUAGUAG
Molecule: messenger RNA, 261 nt
Organism: Staurois parvus
Lineage: Eukaryota; Metazoa; Chordata; Amphibia; Anura; Ranidae
Source: the annotation of a GenBank genome assembly